CUUCUCUGACCCGCUGGCCAGAGAAUGCCCCCACCUGUUCCUCCCACCUGGGGCCCGCUGGGGUCCCUGCUCCUUGACCCACAGGCCAGCAGCCACUCCCUGCCCUGGCCCUGGCCGGCUGAAUGGUGCCCUCUCGGGUCUUUCUGGGAACAGGCAGUUGGGAAGGCCUUGCUGGGAGAGUUGAGGGCCCGGGUUCCACUGGCAGUUGGGCCGUGACGUGCGAAGGUUCUGGUGACGAAAAGACGGUUCCGGAAGAGCCCCUGCUGCCGUGCGGCUCUGUCCACCUUGCUGUUGGAUCGGAAGGAGAGACGCGAGGGUGGGUGCCCCCCGAGGCCUUCCCUGCCUCCGUCCAGCCGCCCUGGUGCGAGGCCCGGGGCCUCGGCAGCGGCCGAGGCCACGGACGGUGGUUGCCGGUGAAGCCGUGUCGGGCUCCGGUCUCUCUGGGGCAGCGCGAGCCGAGCCCAGCCGGGGCUGCGCUGGGUGACUCAGCUGGACGGGUGGAGGCGAGCACCAUCACCCUGGGGGACCUGGGGCUCUCCCUGGAGGAGGAGCUGGCCAGCCCCGGGCUCUUGAGUCCGGAGGAGAUCUCCGAGAGGUAUGAGUCCAGCCACCUGGCGUCUGCCACGUCCGUCCCCGAGCAGGAUCCCGCUAAGCCCUGGAAGCAGCUGGAGCAGUGGGUGGCCGACCUGCAGGCCGAGGUGGUGUCCCUGCGGGAACACAGGGACCGCUGUGAGCCGGCCAUGCUGAGCCUGCUCCGGGAAAUGCUCCGGCUGCGGGCCUGCGUGCAACUCCAGGACUCGGAGCUGAAGAAGCUUCAGCAGGACCUACGGCGGGUGGCCCGGGCCCCCGAGAAGGAGGCCCUCGAGUUUCCUAGCCCCCAGAACCAGACCCAGAUGCAGGCCCUGGACAGGAGGCUGGUGGAGGUCCGGGAAGCCCUGACACAGGUCCGGAGGAAGCAGGCGCUCCAGGACUCUGAGCGGAAGGACACCGAGCAGGAGGCCAGCCUCAGGUUGGCCGAGCUGGCCGGGAGGCUGGAGCAGGAGGAACAGUCCCGGGAAGCGGCCUGCAGCGGUCUGCAGAAGAGCCAGGAGGAGGCGAGCCAGAGGGCAGACCUUGAGGUGGCCAAGACGCAGGCCCAGGUGACCAAGCUCGGGGAGGAGAUGAGCCUCCGCUUCCUCAAGAGAGAGGCCAAGCUGUGCGGCUUCCUGCAGAAGAGCUUCCUGGCCCUGGAGAAGAGGAUGAAGGUCUCGGAGAGCGCCCGGCUCAAGGCGGAGGGCAGCCUGCGGGAGGAGCUGGACAGCAGGUGGCGGGGGCUGCAGGAGCUGGCCGAGGAGCGCGUCCGGGCCCUGCAGGGGCAGCACGAGAGGACUCAGCGUGCCCCACUGUACACAGCCCCCGUCCUGGUGGGCCCUGUGACCCUUCUCUGCUCCCCGGGUCUCCCGGAUGGUUCUGGAGCCCGCCGCCAGGCCCCCGCCUUGACCCAGCGCCUCGGCGGGCAGGCAGCCUCGGCUGAGGGGCGGUCUGUCUGGGCACCGACCCCCAGGGACGUCAAGGGGCACCUGGAGGAGAGCCGGGCGGGGGAGCUGGCCACCUGCCUGCGGGAGGACCUGAAAGCCGUGCAGCUGGCCGGGGAGCUGGCCCAGCGGGAGGUGCACAGCGCGCUGGACCUGCAACGAGAGAAGAGCCAGGCCCUGGAGGUGUCGCUGGCCGAGCUGGAGACGCAGGUGAAGGACCUGAGUGACCACUUCCUGGCUCUGAGCUGGAGACUGGACCUGCAGGAGCAGACACUGAGCCUUCGGCUGAGCGAGGCAAAGAGAGAGUGGGAAGGCUCAGAGCAGAAAUCCCUGGAGGGCCUGGUCCGCUGUCAGAAGGAGGCUGAGGCGCACCUGAGGGAGGUGCGGGAGCGAGUGGACAGCCUGCCGCGGCAGAUAGAGGCCGUGUCCGACAAGUGCGUCCUCCACAAGAGCGACUCAGACCUCAAGAUCUCGGCCGAGGGCAAGGCCAGGGAGUUCGAGGUCGGGGCCGUGCGGCAGGAGCUGGCCUCUCUGCUGUCCUCUGUUCAGCUGCUCAGGGAGGGCAACCCCGGGCGCAAGAUCGCGGAGAUCCAGGGCAAGCUGGUCACGUUUCAGAGCCAAAUAAUGAAACUGGAGAACAGCAUCCAAGACAACAAGACCAUCCAGAACCUCAAGUUUAAUACAGAAACCAAGCUGCGCGCGGAGGAGUUGGCCAGCCUGCGUGAGAGCGUCGUGCGGCUGUGGAGUGAGGAGGGCCCGUGGGCGCUGACGCUGGGCAGCAGGAGGGUCCUCGGGUCCCUGGUGAGGCAGCGGUUUUUCAUCAAGGACGCGGCCCCCGGAGAGGCGGUCCCCAUGAACUGCUGGGGCAUGUAUCAGGCCGUGAGGUGGCUGCAGUGGAAGGCGGUCCUCAUGAGCCGGGUGGCGCAGCGGAGGGCGAGCGCGGUCUCGGAGAGGUCCCUCUGCCAGGAGCCCGCCCGCCCGCUCACGUCCGCGUCCCUUUCCCGGAAAUAAACGUGCCAGCUCCCGUUGCUGUCGGAGUCCAGAGUCCCCUCCCCCAGGAGCGCGAGCCCAGUGAGCCCUCCACCCAGGGCUUUCCUGGGCCUUCCUGCCGAUGGCCGUGGCGUCCCGGGGCCCCAGCCACUCACUGCAGGCCUCCUUGAGGGCCAGCUGGCCCGGGUCUGGGGUCCCCUGGGUCACGCCCGUGCGGUGGCCAGCACAGGAAGCAGCUCCCCCUGCCCCGAUCUGGGGAGCGAAUGUUGCGUUUGCUCCCACGCUCGAGGAGCGCCCUUUCUUCCCGCCUCCAAGGAGGCCCUCGCUCUUCCCUCCCACGUGGCUGGCCCUGCCACCUGCCUCGGGGCCUCAAGGAGGGGCAGCCCCAGGACCGGGCGGUGGGCAGGUGGUGGGAACAGCUGCCCUUUGCUGCCCACCUGGGGCCUCAG
This is a messenger RNA of Prionailurus viverrinus (fishing cat), 2953 nucleotides long. It is a transcript of the gene CCDC154, whose product is annotated as coiled-coil domain containing 154. The record is from RefSeq and is a predicted model, not a curated record. The coding region runs from base 123 to 2525 and encodes 800 amino acids. The transcript has 17 exons. NCBI's taxonomy places the organism in Eukaryota, Metazoa, Chordata, Mammalia, Carnivora, Felidae. Gene Ontology annotation, biological process: bone mineralization involved in bone maturation.